AUGAUGGCAGAAAAAGUUGUGGAAACCAAUCCUUUAAAGACUUCCCCUAAACGAAAUCUAGCUAAGCGAGCCAAUACCUCAAAAGAAAUAGUUAACUCCUUAAUAUAGAAAAUUUUAUAUUGCAAUAUUAGCAUACUGUCUACUAUAUUAAAUAAAAUAUUUAAUAAAUAUAUUAAUAAAGCAGGAGUAAACAACCUCCAUCUCCCAGCACCAAUCGUGUAUUUAUGAGUCGCAAUAACUCCAAAGAUAACCAUCUCAACAGCUCACUCAAUUAUAUUUCCGAUUUAGAAAAGAGAGUUAAAGAAGAUAAACUGCUUAAAGAAGUUUAUGGGAUAGAGCAAAGGGCUUACUCAAAAAUUCCUGCAGGAAAUCCAUUGCCAAGCUCAAGCUACGGAGCUUUCAAAAGAAGACUUAAUCGCCCUAGAAGCCAGGUCAUUAGAGAUACCAAUUGAAGUCCUUAUAAAUCAGACAGCAGAAAGGACAUUUCGAAUAGCUCCCAAGCCCAAAGCAUUGAUAAACUUCCUCAACUGCCUCAAAUACAUCAAACUGAAGAAAAACCUUUUAGGAAAAUAUUGGAUGAAAUAGGAAAAGAUGGACAAUUUCAGCCGCAUGACGAAUAUCUAAAUAAAAACCAAGAAUUAGAUGGCUUAAAUCUGUCAAAUAAUUCUUUUGGAAGCAGCUUGAGUCCACCUAUUUACGCAAAAACUACUAUAAGAGAUACAGUUUUCGACCCAAUUACAGGGGAAAUAAGAAAAUACUCAGUAGACAGAUCCCCUUCAAGAUCUCUGGGGAAUAAAAACCCAGAACUAACUCCAGACAUUUCAUAUGGAGAUAAGCCAAAUUCUGAGAAGUUUCCAUCUCACAAUAGAUCGUUUUCUUAUGGAGAUGAAAAACUGCUGCAGCCUCAAAAUAACGAUUAUUUAAGUUCAUGAGCGAGCCGCGCAGGGAGUUCUGAAAAAUCUUUAUACCGUUUUCAGACGAACUCAAAAAUUCCGUUUUCUCAUGACCUCUUAAAAAUGCUAAACCCGAAGAAAAUAGUCAAAGGUAUGGGAUACCAAAGAUCGAAAAUUUUUUAUUAA
This is a messenger RNA of Blepharisma stoltei, 1079 nucleotides long. Lineage: Eukaryota; Ciliophora; Heterotrichea; Heterotrichida; Blepharismidae. The record is from the annotation of a GenBank genome assembly.